AUGAAUCCUCAAACCGAUAAGGUCGUGAAAAGAACGACGAUGGUGGCGACUGCUGUAGCUUCCUACUUCCUCUUAACUGGCGAUUACGGUCCCGAACCAAACGUUCUUGAUCCCGUGAGUUUCCCCCAUUUUUACUUAGAAAUAAUUUUAAGUCUCUCUUUCUGCGAAUUAGAUUUCGUUUCAAUGAAAAUCUGGAUGAGAACUCGUUUCUGCUACCUCUUUCGAUGAGCGAUUAGUGGUUUCGUUCCUUCUUUAGUAGAUUAGUCUUGAUGAUGAGCUUUCUUUCGGGCUGAGAUUUUGGUGAUCCGAAUGUUGAAUCACUUGCUUGAUUCAUUUCUUUAUAUGGUUCGGAAUCAGUUAUUGUUGUUGGGGAUUAUGUUAUAUGAAGCUAUCUCUGUGUGUGUCCAUAUGAUUUGUUCACGAACGUGAUGAGUUUUCUCAGCCAUUUUUAGUCUUGAGAUGCUUACCUAAAUGGUUUAUUUUGUAUAAUUGCAAAUCUAGAUGAGAACUCGCUUCUGUGUUACUUGUUUUAUAUACAUGAGCUGGAAUCAGAAGCUUGAAUUGGGGUGUGCUUUUCUAAUUGAGAUUUUUGGUGAUUCUGAAUGUUGUGGAAACACUUGCUUGAUCCAUCAUUCUAAUUGGAUGUAUGAUUCGGGAUGAACUUAUUUUUGGUGGGUUAUGUUACAUGAUCAUAGAAGCUUAUCAUAUGUUCUCUUCUUGAAAAUGGGUUUUUGUCAGCCAUUUGAAUCUUGACAUGCUUAAU
Camelina sativa (false flax) is the source of this 763-nucleotide messenger RNA. The record is from RefSeq and is a predicted model, not a curated record. Lineage: Eukaryota; Viridiplantae; Streptophyta; Magnoliopsida; Brassicales; Brassicaceae.